GAGGUAUUUCCCAUGGAAUCUGAUCCUGCUGAGCAUCUUUACACUCUCCAUGGCUUAUCUCACUGGGAUGCUCUCCAGUUACUACAACACCAAGUCGGUCCUUCUGUGUCUGGGGAUCACAGCUCUGGUGUGUUUGUCUGUCACCAUCUUCAGUUUCCAGACCAAGUUUGACUUCACCUCCUACCAGGGUGUUCUCUUCGUCAUGCUCAUGGUGCUCUUCUUCGGUGGCAUCAUCCUGGCUGUGAUACUGCCCUACCAAUAUGUCCCCUGGCUCCACGCGAUCUACGCUCUGCUUGGUGCCAUUAUCUUUACUAUGUUCCUGGCAUUUGAUACCCAGAUGCUGAUAGGGAAUCGUCGGUACUCACUGAACCCAGAGGAAUACAUCUUUGGAGCUCUCAAAAUCUAUCUGGACAUCAUCUACAUCUUCUCUUUCUUCCUCCAGUUCUUUGGCUCCAGCCAGGAGUGAGAGCAGCAAGGCAGUAUUCUCUCUUUGCUGGCAAGAUGCAAGUGUUUAAAAAAAAAAAAAAAAAUUAAAAAAAUAAGAGGGUUACAAAUAAAACCACCAAGCAAAAACAAACCCACCCUUUCUGGCCCACUAGCAGGCUCCAUUCAACCAGCUAAGCAAAGCCUCCUGGGUUCCUUUUGCAGCUUGUAUAUAUGCUGUUAGGCCUUUGUGACCCAGAAAGCAAAGCAGGGCUUAAGUGUUAUGUCUCUUCUGCUCCCUCUACUCCUGCUGAGUUCAAACCAGACCAGAGACUGGGAAGCAUGAGACCAAGAUCAUCUUUUCCCCAGAGGCUGUCUGAGUUGUCUGAGUUCUGAACAUCAUGGGAUGCUGAAGUGCUGAGAAGAGUUCUGCAAAGGGAAAAUAACAUUAAGGGGAGGAGAGCAGGGAAUUUUGUUAGGAUCCUGGCAGGAAAACCA
Antrostomus carolinensis (chuck-will's-widow) is the source of this 921-nucleotide messenger RNA. It is a transcript of the gene FAIM2, whose product is annotated as Fas apoptotic inhibitory molecule 2. The transcript is spliced from 6 exons. The annotation marks the transcript as partial. Gene Ontology annotation, biological process: negative regulation of apoptotic signaling pathway. Gene Ontology annotation, cellular component: endoplasmic reticulum; membrane; Golgi apparatus. The record is from RefSeq and is a predicted model, not a curated record. Lineage: Eukaryota; Metazoa; Chordata; Aves; Caprimulgiformes; Caprimulgidae.